This is a messenger RNA of Triplophysa rosa, 1204 nucleotides long. RefSeq names its product DND microRNA-mediated repression inhibitor 1 (gene dnd1). The coding region runs from base 18 to 1130 and encodes 370 amino acids. Gene Ontology annotation, molecular function: mRNA binding. The transcript is spliced from 4 exons. Gene Ontology annotation, biological process: negative regulation of miRNA-mediated gene silencing; mRNA stabilization. The record is from RefSeq and is a predicted model, not a curated record. Gene Ontology annotation, cellular component: cytoplasm; nucleus. NCBI's taxonomy places the organism in Eukaryota, Metazoa, Chordata, Actinopteri, Cypriniformes, Nemacheilidae.
CAUACGCAGGUAACACGAUGGAAGGAGAACAGCUACAGGUUUUUAACCCGCGGGGACUGAAGACUUUGGAGGAAUGGAUGCAAAAGACCUCCAUCACCUUAACACAGGUCAAUGGUCAGAGGAAAUAUGGUGGUCCCCCUCUGGGCUGGUGUGCUCCUGCUCCAGGCCCGGGCUGUGAGGUCUUCAUCAGUCAGAUACCACGUGACGUCUACGAGGACCGCCUGAUCCCGCUCUUCCAGAGCGUCGGCACUUUGUACGAGUUCCGUCUCAUGAUGAACUUCAGCGGCCAGAACCGCGGCUUCGCCUACGCCAAGUACGGCAACCAGGUGAUGGCGUUAACCGCCGUUAUGACCCUCAACCAGUACCGCCUAGCGGAAGGGGCUCGACUGACGGUGCGCAGGAGCACGGAGAAGAGAGAGCUGCGCCUCGGGGACCUGCCGGCUAACGUGAUCGAGCCAGAACUGCUCAUGGUGCUUCGGAUGUUCUCCGAGGGCGUGGAUGAUGUCAUGCUGAAAGUGGGCGGGCCUAAAGGGAGAGAGGUGGUGGCUAUAGUCCAAUACUCCUCCCACUAUGCUGCAUCCAUGGCUAAGAAAAUAUUGGUGCAAGCGUUCAAGAAGCAGUAUGGCAUUUGCAUCACUAUAAGAUGGUUGUCCACAAAGUCCAAGCAUGUCGAGGAAGCCAAACCAGAAAACGGCCCUCUUACCCAGCCUGGUCUAAAACCCCUCCCCAAACCCUUUAUCACCUCACCCCACCUGCACCCCCCACCAUUCCUUCAUAACGUCCCGACCUGCACUUCCCCCCAGCCCUUCAUUCGGGCGGUUGGCCGUCGUGCAAUCCAACCGAGAGAUGGGCUGGUACCUCAAGACGCCGCGUCUCAGCUGCAGUGGCUCUGCGAGGUGAACGAACUCGGAGCUCCGCAGUACGAUGUAUGUUACCAUCACACCGGGCCCGACGGCUUCCUCUACUUCGCCUAUGAAGUCUUGAUCCCAGCUCUUCCCAUUCCCCUGUCCGGUUUUGUCCAGAUCCUGCCGGGCAACAGCGCUCAUGCCAUGAAGGGGGAAAUUCACCGGGCCACCGCCGAGCACGUGCUGAAAACCAUAUACAAGGCCUCAAACCUGCAAGCUUUCUAAUGUUCCGGCUGCGUUAUCGGUUUCAUGUUCAGUAUUACAGUUUUGAAGGCAUGUGAUGUCGAGGUUCCAGUUAA